Penicillium chermesinum is the source of this 1176-nucleotide messenger RNA. RefSeq lists its product as uncharacterized. The record is from RefSeq and is a predicted model, not a curated record. The transcript has a single exon. NCBI's taxonomy places the organism in Eukaryota, Fungi, Ascomycota, Eurotiomycetes, Eurotiales, Aspergillaceae. Bases 1 to 1176 code for a protein of 391 amino acids.
AUGUUGAGCGGCUAUCUAGCGUGGUUUUCCUUGCUUUUUGAGCCUUUCUCCGACUAUACUUCCCCUAUCCAACCACAAGCACGACUGCGGCCGGAGAAUCGUCCUUGGCAAAGCAUCAUCACUGGCGUCUAUGGCCAUCCACCAAAAAUAAACAUCCACGAUCGCCAAGGAGACAUCAGCUGGAGCUUCGAGCGCAGUGAUGUCAAGCAGAGACUUCCCCCGAAUAUCAAACGGUGCCUGUAUCACCGUGCAAACGACGCAACCGACGUCAAAUGGCUAAAUAAUGGCACGAGUAUCGCUGCCAUCUACUCGGCUUUAGCGGUCGUCGUCAACCACACACCUGACAACCCUUCCAUCGAUAAACAGAUCACCUUUGCGCUAUGCCGAGACAACGAAUGGCUAUGGAAUGCACAUACCAUUGAGCCACUCCCCGGCAACCUUCUCGCCGUGGGCACCACCGGACAAAGACCAUGGGACGGAAUUCUGGUAUAUAAUGCCAGCGAACUGGUCGACGAGCCACAGGUGUUGCAGAACGUCACGGGCGUACGGGCUAUCCACGCAUUAAUAUGGGACGAACAAGCCCAGAUGUUGUGGACGUGCGGAACGGACGCAGCAGCAGACGGGUCAGAUGGCAUCCCCGCCUACGGGGCUAUCGUCGGGUAUCCAUUCGAUAAUUCAACCGGUCUCCUCGAUAAGGAGAACGCGAGAUGGUAUCGACUCAAGGAUGCUACUACGAUUCAAUGGGAAUGGGGCGCUGGGUAUCCUUGGUGGGCUGGACCCCACGACCUCGUGCCUGUUCCCAACCAGCGCAAAUUCCUCAUGUCGAAUGACCUCGGCUUGCAUGAAUUCGAUCUCGACAAAGGGGAGUUCAUUGCCCACCUGGAAAACGUCACGGACCGAUACAUGCCGGGCUUUGAAGUGACGACGCCCGAUCGCCAUGGGCUGGACUACGACUCCGAUGGCGAGUAUAGGGAAUUCCCCCAGUCGGACCUAAAGGGACUCAGCCUUGCGCCGGACGGAAGCUAUGUCUACAUUCAGUCGCUCUGGCGCAAGUUCCGCUCCUUCCACGUGAGCUUGGUGGUGCACGGUGUGCGGAAGAAGAUCCGCAAGGGCGACGAGAUUUACCGAUCCCGCUGGUACGAAGAUAUGGAAGGGUGGCCUAAGCCUAAAUACUAA